CCUCAAAGAAGCUCUCUCUCUGGGUCUCAGAAUUUUGCCCGCAUUUUAAGAGAGGUUUUGGGUUUAUUUUUAGAGGGUUUUGAACAGAAAAAGACCCGAGGCCGCGAUUUACUCGUUCAACAACACAACACCACAACAUAUGAUACUGCCUCUCUAACCAAAGAAAUCUCUAAAUUUUGUGUCUUGACUCUACUGUCUUCUUGUCCUGUCCUUCAAAGCCUUCCCUGACCCUUCAUUUCUGAGGUUUCCACGCUUGUCCACCUUGUUUUCCCUUCCUCUUUGGCUCUCAUUCUUCUUCCCCCUUUCUCUCUCUUUCUCUUUCUUAACCUACCCUGAGAGAAACUCCACACAUUUUCCUUCUCAUUCAGACCAUUGUUACCUUUCCUUUUUCUUUCUUCCCAUUAUUUCUUGGUUUGGCUUAGUUGGAUUACUUUUCUUUUUGUGAGGCCACCAAGCCCUCCCCAUCUAUAGAGGGGUUUUGUAGGUCUUUCCAUUUUAUCAACAAAUGUUGAGCCAAAAUGGAGAAUAGAACCUUGCGGAAGUGGUGAUUGGAGGAGGCAAAGGUGCCUCUCUUUUGACGAACCUCCCACUUCUAUGUGUCAUCUUGACCACUCCCUAAAGGUAUCGUUGUCUCUAUGCUUUGUAUUCCUCUCUUCUCUUUUUCAUGAAUUUGUUAGAGAUCCCACAUGUCUGUCUCAGUGCUUUGUAUCUUUCUUUAUAAUCUAUGGAUAGAUACCAUUCUCCUUUGACAGGGUAAUAGUUCCCAAAGUACAUCUAAUGAUCUACCCACCCUUCUCUCAUACUCCAUAACUUUUUGUUUUUGCGUAUUUCAAAAAGUUCCAAAAUUACAAACCCCAUCUAAAUAUAUCAACUUUCUGACAGGAAAAAGAGUCAUCUCUCCACAUUUGCUCGGUUCUUCCUCCCCUCUCUUCCCCUCUGUGUUAACCGUUAACUCAAGGAGUUGUUGGAUUGGGCUUCUGUUUUCCACCAUGGCCACCAAGAUGAAAGGGAUCUACAAAGGCUUCAAAUACAUCUCCCAAAUCUUCGUUGUGAAGGAGCGUGAGAUGGAAAUCGGGUAUCCAACAGAUGUUAAGCAUGUGGCGCACAUUGGAUGGGAUGGUCCAUCCGGAAGUGCACCCAGUUGGAUGAAUGAAUACAAAUCAACCCAUGAUUUCUCAUCCUCAUCGCUUGGCAGCUUCAUUGAGCCAAGAGAAACCAACAAUAUUGUUGCUCGUUCCACAUGGUCUUCUCAAGAUUUUGAGCAAUCCAUGGGACAACAUCCAGUAUCCGAGAUGUUCAAAGACUGCCCACCUACUGAUGUUCCAAAUAUUCCCAAGAAGCAUAAGCGGAAAAAGACCAAGUCAACUUCCUCCCCCAAGUCUUCCUCUUCCUCUGUGUCCAGAUCCUCCCGGGCCUUAAAGUCCAAGGCUACAUACAUGGAAUUGGAGACAACAUCAAACCUGCAACUCUAGAACCAGUGUACACUUAACAACUUGCUGCAAAGAACAAAAGAAACUCCCAUUGUGCAUAUCAAAGGUCGUCAAAGUCCCCCUUUCUGCAGUUGGGGUGUCCAAUCCACAGGGGCAUCAAGGAAAAAACAUAGGAGAUGUGUAAAUUUAGCAGUAAAAGCCUAUUGUAUUUCUGAGAUUCACAUAGUCACAAAAGGGAAAACAAGAAGAUUGGGGAAUAGAGAUGUGGAGGCAUGCAAAAAAUGUUAAGACAGUGUUCCAAGAACAAAAACUAGGAAGAUGUGAAUUUUUGGACUUAAUUACAAGGAAUAAACAUGCUGAGAGCUGGAUUAUUUGGUUUUCUCCUUAACAACAAAUA
Messenger RNA from Vitis riparia (riverbank grape), 1827 nucleotides. Its product is annotated as CRIB domain-containing protein RIC10-like. The record is from RefSeq and is a predicted model, not a curated record. Lineage: Eukaryota; Viridiplantae; Streptophyta; Magnoliopsida; Vitales; Vitaceae. The transcript is spliced from 4 exons. The coding region runs from base 990 to 1472 and encodes 160 amino acids.